Molecule: messenger RNA, 900 nt
Organism: Momordica charantia (bitter melon)
Lineage: Eukaryota; Viridiplantae; Streptophyta; Magnoliopsida; Cucurbitales; Cucurbitaceae
Source: RefSeq, a predicted model, not a curated record
AUGAAGCCUUAUGACAGGUCUAAGGACCCCAAGGACUAUGUGGAGGUCUUUGAAAGCCUCAUGGACUUCCAAGUGGCAUCAAACGCCAUCAAGUGCCGAGCUUUUCAGAUCGCUCUCAUAGGGAGCGCUCGACUUUGGUACAGAAGGUUGCCGGCAAGGUCGAUCUCGACCUACAACCAGCUGAGGAAAGAAUUCAUUAGCCAAUUCUCUUCUCGGCAUUAUAACAGAAAGACUGCCACUCACCUAGCUACCGUCCGACAGAAAGAAGGCGAGACCUUGAGAGAGUAUGUGACUCGCUUCCAAAAGGAGCAGCUUAAGGUUGCACAUUGCUCCGACGAUUCGUCCAUGUGCUACUUCCUUACCGGCCUGGCCGACGAGACUUUGACAGUCAAGUUAGGCGAGGAAGUGACGUCGACCUUCGUUGAAGUUCUACAGAAGGCCAAGAAAGUUAUAGACGGGCAGAAGCUGCUCAGAACCAAGCUAGGCCGGGGUCGAUCUGAUUACAAGAGAUCCGACUCGGACUCCAACUGUCGGGGGCCUUAUGACAGGUACACCCCGACCACCAUUCCAAUCUCCGAAAUUCUAACCAAUAUCGAGGAGAACGGUUUGGAAAAACUCCUCAAGCGACCUGAUAAGCUUAGGGGAGACCCAGAGAAGCGCAACAAAGACAGGUACUGUCGUUUCCAUCGUGAUCAUGGUCAUGAUACCUUGAGUUGCUGGGAGUUGAAGCACCAGAUUGUGGACCUUAUUCAAGAUGGCUACUUCAAAAAGUAUGUUGAUAAGCCGGGCUCGGCAGGGAAAAAGAAGAGAGGAAACGUUCAAGGAUGCCACCUCGAAGGGAUGACCGACCUGCGGUCAUCAAUACCAAUUUUGGUGGCCCUAGUGGGGGCUAGUCUGUGA